Molecule: messenger RNA, 1482 nt
Organism: Mollisia scopiformis
Lineage: Eukaryota; Fungi; Ascomycota; Leotiomycetes; Helotiales; Mollisiaceae
Exons: 2
Coding region: 1-1482 (493 amino acids)
Source: RefSeq, a predicted model, not a curated record
AUGCCGGAACCAAAUGCUUCCGAUGGCAGUGCCUCAGACCCCAUUGCCAACCCCGACCCUGAAAUUGGCUUCGCGAGUGACGAGGAGGAUGGCGAUAAUCGCGUUGCGAAGAAGCUUCGACUAGAUUCUGAGAAGCUAAGUUCCUCUCAAGAACUUGUGCAACAUCAUGCCAUGGAGAAGUCGAUGGACAUUGUUGAUGAUUCUGAAGAUGAAGCCCCCACCCUCAUUGUUGGGCCAGAUGAGGAUGACGAGGAUAUCGAAGAGGAUGAGACUAUCGAGAAGCAGACUGAGACCUCGAAAGAAGAAGAGGAAUCGGCGGCCCUAGUGGAUGAAGAAGAGGCACUCGACUUGAAGCUUAACACACCUGGCACAUCUCGUGUGGUGGACGAUUCCUUAUAUGACGGUUAUAUGUCCGAUGACGAGAUCCCACCGGGGACAGCACUUCCGGCAUCGCAACAAGAGUCUUCGAAAAAGCGGAAGCUCAACGACUUCAAUGUUUCGAACAAGCGGACAGCAGAGCUAUCGAAAUAUGAGAUAGCACAAGGCAAGCUGUACAAGCAACUCCAUGACAAUAUAAUGUUCAACCUUCUCCUGGUCAACCGUCUAGCCGAGAAAUUGAACUCCACCCACCAGCCAACAGAUCUUGCACAGCUUAAAGAAGUGGUGGAGCAGAUGCAGGUGGAUUCCCGUGCUUGUAUGGAGAAAUACAAGAAUGCGACGGAGAGGAAGAAGUCCCCAAACAACAAUGUUCCUCAUCCAAAGACUGCAAAACAAAUUCUCGAGCGCCUCAAAGGGGAAGAAGACAACGCAAAUCCUUGGGGCACAACGCCAGAAAAGUCCGAGGAACUGCCAGACUUCGCCUUUCGUGUUUUUCACGAUAAAAGCCAGUCAAGAAUCGUUGAUGACCGAGUUGGCUUCCAGUCUGCUAAAGCAUACGGAGUCCUGAACACUGCCGCCCUGCGGAAGAUCAAGAUCGAGCGUCACGCCAACUGGAAGAAUAGAUUCUUGACCUCCUUUAUCUCAAUGUCUGAUAGUCUGCCACACCUCAUCGAGUACUUCAUCCCUAAAUUUCAAGAGAAAUACAAAAUCAAAAAGAAUCCGGACAAUACAAAAUUAACAUUGAUCAAUAUCAAUGCAAGAACAGCAGCAAAAUACCCAACAAUUCCAAUGGGCAAGCAAGCAGGGUAUUAUAAUGUUCGACUGGGUUCGGGCAAGAUCUUCGAUGCCGAGUACCUUGCUCUGUGGGAAAUCACGCCGCCGCAGAUCGUUUGCAAAAUGAAAGCUAACCGGCUUGCUUUGAAGAGAGGAGAGAGGCAUUCAAGUGUUUACAUCGGAGCUAGCGACUACUGGCUUGGUAAGGACUUGCGAGCAGCAUUGCUAGCUGCGGAAGCCUUUCAAGAGCAAGUCGCAAAGCCAGCUUACGAGAAGCAUGAGACUGCGAGGCUUGCUGCGGUUGCUGCGGAUGCCGCAAAGGAAAAUUGA